AAAUCUAACAUACAACAGAGGCAUCCAAAGCCAAUCAUAUUCCAUUAUUGUUUAAUGUGCUCUUCUAUACACUUACCACAACGUGCAUGGACAUUGACCAGUCAGUUUUGUCUUGUUUAUUAAUUUGCAUUGGGCUCAGUGUGAUGAUCUGACGUAUGGUGUAAAAAAUGACUUCCAAAAUCUCGUCCUACACUCUUAAAGUUAAAACACAUUGUUUGCUACCUGCCACACACCGACGUUCAUUGUAAAAUCAGAAUAUGCCAUCCAAUGAAAUGUUCUAACCCUGAAAAAGUUAGCUAGCUUGUUGGCUUUGAGCUGAACUUGUUAACUAGCGCGUACAAAAUCCUCCAUUGCAGACAUGAGAAAUGUUGUUGUUAUUAGCUUGCUAGUUAGCCUCUUGACGGAACAUACACAAUGACACACUCGUGGUGGUGAUCCGGACAGGAAUAGCUCGCUAAAGUUCAAGACUUGAGGUGUUGAAAACAUUGUUUCAAAUAUUGCCUGAAAGUUUAACGUUAAUAAAUUGAGAUAUUACCCAAUUUUGGGUCGAAUAUCGGAUGGCAACUUACUGCAAUCUCCGAACCAGUAAACUGCAGAGAAGCUAGCUAACUACCUAAUUUAGUUAGCAUCAACUCCUAAACAUCCCCCUGUGUUUCGGGACAUUGGGAUAUCCAUCGUGAAUUUUUCUGGAGGAUUGGCUACAAUUUUAUACUCGUCGACCAUUGCUUUUUGUUUAACUAUUUUCACGGCGUGUUAGCAACUGGCCAUCAACUCUGCCUCUCCAGCUCCGUGGCUGGCUGGCUAGCUACGCUAGUUAUCCAGCCUGCCAACCCCGUGCACUUCCCCCACUCACCUCCUUCUCCAGCUAGCCCGCUAAGUAAAAUGAGGCAAGCAUCAACCAUUUAACUGUGUAGAUUGAUACAACUAUGGAUUGUUUGGAUGUAUGAGGACACAACCAUCACAUUGUAAGGCCUCUGUCAAGGAGAUCAGUAUCAGGAGAGGGGAUGGACGAGCAGAAAUCAAACUGCGAAGAAAAUGACUCUGAACCGAAAGCUGAUGACAGCACCCCUAUGGAGCAGCCAGUCCCCUCAGAGGGGGAGUCAGAGGCCCUUCCGGCUGCAGAGGACUCGUCUGAAACUGUUGCUGCCAGCACAGAUGUGGAGAGCAGCGUGAGGGCCUGUGCUCUAUGUAACUGUGUGGAGCGCAGCCUCCACGGACAACGGGAACUCCGACAUUUUGGGCCAUUUUCCUCCCGGCCCGCCCUGGAGCCUUCCGCUUCCUCACUGCCAGGGCCCGGGAACGAUGACCUGUCUUCCAUCGGAUUCUCAGACUCCGACGCAUCCUGUCUGGCAGCACUCUUCGAUGACACAGGGGGCUGCUGCGUGCAUCACUGGUGUGCGGUGUGGUCAGAGGGAGUGAAGCAGGCGGAGGAGGCUGAGGAGGAGCUGGAGAAUGUGGACAAGGCCGUCAUCUCAGGGACACAGCGGCUGUGUGAAUAUUGCAAGCGUCUGGGUGCUACCAUCCGGUGCCAUGCUGAGGGCUGCUCACGGUUCUACCACUUCCCCUGCUCUGCUGCCAGCGGCUCCUUCCAGUCCAUGAAGCAGCUGGCUCUCCUCUGUCCAGAGCACAUGGACAAGGCUGAGGAGAUGGCGGGUGAGGAGGCGCGGUGUGCGGUCUGUGAUUCUGCGGGGGAGCUGCUGAACCUGCUGUUCUGUACAGGCUGUGGGCAGCACUACCACGCCGCCUGUCUGGAGAUCAGCGCCACGCCCAUACAGAGAUCAGGAUGGCAGUGCCCAGAGUGUAAAGUGUGCCAGACAUGCAGGCAACCGGGGGAGGACUCGAUGAUGUUAGUGUGUGAUGCAUGUGAUAAGGGCUACCACACCUUCUGUCUCCAGCCAGCCAUGGACUCUCUUCCCUCCGACACAUGGAAGUGCAGAAGGUGUCGGGUGUGUACGGACUGUGGUGCUCACGGUCCGACGCUGCCUGGCUCAACCCAGUGGUUUGACAACUAUGCCGUGUGUGAGGGCUGCCAACGUACCCGCAGCUCUAUGUGUGGCGUCUGCAGCAAAUCCUCGGAGCCACCUGUCAUGCUGCCGCGCUGCAGCAGCUGCCUCAGGUGGGUUCACAGUGAAUGCUCCUCUAUGUCAGAGCCACCUGAGGAAAAGUGUAUCUGUUUGCUCUGCCGAGACAGAGAGCCUCCGGCAGACCCUGUCACACAGACAGACUUGGUGGAAAUGCAGACUACAGAGACAGACGGGUCUGAUGUGACGAUAGAAGGACAGACGAACGUGUCCAAGAUGACCGUGGGACAGACGGAGACCAAGACGGACGAGGAGGUGCCCAUGGAGCUGGGGACGGAGGCCGACGUGGUAGAAACAACAGGGGUAGUGGAGAGCACCAUGGGAGAGGGGCCUCAGCUGGAAGUCCCUGCAGAACAGCCCAUGGUCCAGGCUGAGGUUACAGAAAAAUGUGAAACAACAGAACAACAGGAGGCUUCUAGUUUACCUGUGGUUGUUGUGGAAGAGAGGCCAGAGAAGGCUCCUAGCCCGCCACCUCAACCCCGGGUCAGCCCUGUCCCUGUCCUUGAGUCUCCGGAGUCACCAGAACAGCAACCGCCACAGUGGCCAGAGCCGGCAGCAGUAGUAGACCUGGGCCCUGUGCACAGAAUGGAGGAGAAUGUGGAGAAACAGGAAGAGGAGGUCAAACCCUCAACACAGCAGCAGACCAAACUGGAGGAGAAGAGAAGCGGUGAGGGCGUGUCUACCACCUCUCCAGAGUCACCAGCCCCUCCCAUCUCCACGCAAGAGGUGGAGCCUGUUUCCAUGGACACAGAUGAGGCGGGGCUAAAGGAGGAAGCUGCAAAGAACCUAAAGCAGGAGCGCUCAGUGUCUCCUCCUGCUCCACAUGCCGACACACAGGAGGCUGCUCCUUCUACUGUGGACAUGGAGGACAGGGGGACUCACUCCGAGGUGGAGGAUGAGUUUGGAGAACAGGAGGAGCAGGGGAAGGAGGCAGACGGAGAGGGUCAUCAUAGUCAUCACAGAAGGGUCAAGAUCAAGCAGGAGCCCCAGGAGCAGAGGAAGCCUGAUCAGCUCCUCCUGGAUGAGAUGUCCAAUCAGAGCCAUCCGAGUCACGGGGACGAGAGCAGCUCUGGCUUCCUGGGCUCCCCGGCUGAAGGGGAGGCAGAGCCCGAUGCACAGCUCUCGAUGGAGCUCAGCCUCAUACCCACCGAACGCUCGCGUUCCGACUCUCUGCUCACUGAGACAGACGAUUCGCUGCCCUUUGACCCCCUCAAACCAGACUGGGAGAAGAAGAGGAGAGGCUCACCGGGACGCUCCAGGGUCAAACAGGGGCGGGGCAGCAGCAGUUUCCCGGGGAAGCGGCGGCCUCGUGGUGGUGGCGGCGGUGGACGGGGCCGUGGCGGUAGGAACCGCCUCAAAGCCAUGGCCUCCUGCAUCGACGCGUUCCUGCUGAGCAUGACUGCAGCAGACACUGGACUGAGUAAAGAGGAGGAGGAGGGGGAGGAAGAUGAGGCUAUGCAGAACACAGUGGUGCUCUUCUCUAACACUGAUAAAUUUGUCCUGCUUCAGGACAUGUGUGUGGUGUGUGGCAGUUUUGGGAAGGGUGUGGAGGGGCAGCUUCUGGCGUGUGCUCAGUGUGCCCAAUGUUACCAUCCAUACUGUGUAAACAGCAAAAUGACCAAGAUGAUGCUGCGUAAGGGCUGGCGUUGUCUGGAAUGUAUCGUGUGUGAGGUGUGUGGCAAGGCCUCGGACCCGGCCCGCCUGCUACUCUGUGACGAUUGUGACGUUAGCUACCACACAUACUGCCUGGACCCACCCCUACACACUGUACCCAAGGGCGGGUGGAAGUGCAAAUGGUGUGUGUCCUGUAUGCAGUGUGGUGCCAGCAGCCCGGGGUUCCACUGCGAGUGGCAGAACAACUAUACCCACUGUGGCCCCUGUGCCAGCCUGGUCACCUGCCCUGUCUGCAGGGAGAACUUCAUGGAGGAGGAGCUGCUGCUGCAGUGUCAUUACUGUGACCGAUGGGUACACGCUGUGUGUGAGAGUCUGUACACUGAGGACGAGGUGGAGCAAGCCUCUGAUGAGGGCUUUGCUUGCACCUCUUGCACUCCCUACGUCCCCAGACCCAUAGUAACAGUGGAUGCAACGUACAUGACAGCCAUGAAGAUAAAAGAACCAGAGCCUCAGUUCUACCGGUUGGAGGGGGUAUGGCUGACCGAGACGGGCAUGUCCCUGCUGCGCAGCAUUUCCAUGUCUCCCCUACACAAGAGACGGCAGCGGCGCUCCCGCCUGGGCAUGCUGUGUGGCGACGGAGGACCCGACAGCAUGGAGCUAAAGGAGGGAGAGGGAGACCGGGAUGAGGGAAAAGGCUGUGGGGAGUCCAUGGAGUGUGAGCCAGGAGCUCCUGGUGUAAAACAGGAGCCUUCAGGGAGCCCAGACAGGGAGCUGGGAGCAGAGGGAGGUGCUGAGGGCAUGGAGGAAGGCCUCCUCAAAGGUGUGGAGGAGACGGACGAGGGCAAGAAGAGGAAGAGGAAACCCUACAGACCAGGGAUCGGUGGCUUCAUGGUGCGUCAGAGAAAGUGUCACACUCGGAUGAAGAAGGGUCUGUUCCCCCAUCUGUCUCAUCUGGCUGGAGACGGAACUGUUACUACAGACAGACAGACAAGAGAGAAGCCAGCCCUAGAGGAAGGGCCCCACCCAGACACACCUAUAGACGGCCCCCCGGAGACUAAGCCAGCCGAGGGAGAGGGGGAGCAGGCCAAGAAACGACGAGGCAGGAAGAAGAGUAAGCUGGAGGACAUGUUCCCAGCUUACCUGCAGGAGGCAUUCUUUGGUAAACAACUGAUGGACCGGAGUAAGGAGGCUCUCCUGGUUCCUCCAGGACAGAGGCAUCAUGGGGCCAUGGGUCUCCUCCUGCCUCCACUGCCUCACGCACAGGGGGCCCGACCCACCGCUCCUGACGCAAUUGAGGUCCGGGAGCGAGCGAUGGGGGCUGGGAUGCACCUGAAGCAGGAGGGGGGUGAGGGAUCACAGGCUCAGAUAGAGGGAUCAGGGUCGUCUUCAUCUGUCAAAGAACAGGGCUCAACGGACCCUCAAGGCUCCAACACUGAGAAGCAUGAAGGUCUUCCUCAGGGCAUGGAGAGUCAGGACUCUGAGCAGUUCUUCAGGAAGGUCCUGGGGUCAUCAGAGGUUGUGUCUCUAGGAGGGUCCCUACAGAGCAGCAUGAGGCCCAUCCUAGAGGGAGGCAAGGGGGAGAUGAACUGCAGCGGUCUGCCACAGAGGAGCCUUCUCACAGGAUCCCUGCCCUCCGCUGGUAUGAUGGACUCCUUCCCUGGACUUUCUCAGUCUCCCUUCUUUGACAUGCGGGAAAGGGGUGGCCUGUUCAGUCCAGAUGGGGGAGAGGAGAGCCCGUGGGCCAACCCCUCCACCCCAGCCACCCCCUCCACUCCUCCUACCCCCACCGAGGUAGAUGGAGACGGGCUGUCCUAUAACCAGCGCAGCCUCCAGCGCUGGGAGAAGGAUGAGGAGCUUGGAGAGAUGUCCACCAUCUCCCCUGUACUCUACGCAAACACAAACUUCCCCACUCUCAGACGGGACUACCCAGACUGGUCCAGUCGGUGCAAACAGAUCAUGAAGAUCUGGAGGAAGAUUUCAGCUGCUGACAAGGUUCCUUUUCUUCAAAAGGCCAAAGACAAUCGAGCGGCUCAGCGGAUCAACAAGGCACAGAAGCAGGCAGAGAGCCAGGUGUGUCGGCCCAUCAAGACGGAAGGGGGUGGAGGUGGUGGUGUUCGGGUCAAAGGUGAACGUCCCAACCUACACCUCCAGAUCCCCCCUCCCUCAGGUUCCGUCUCCACCUCCUCCCAACCCAGCUCGGCGGAGAGCCUGUUCCCCUUCCACCCCGACUCGGGAUCCUCUUCCACCUUCUUCCCUGACGGUCCUCUCAAGACCCCGGGCUCGGCAUCGGCAGAUAUGCGGACAGAUCCCUUUGCCAAGCUGCCUCCCCAGUCCCCCCAUCCCUCCACCCCAUACUCCUCCCACCAGGCCGCCUCCAGCCCCAUGCAGGGCCAGGCCUCUUCCUCAGGUUACCCACACCCCUGCCCACAGGGCCCUCCUCAGGGACACCCGGCUAGCCUCGGCCCCUUUGACAUGCAGCCAGGGAAUCCCCGGCGGGCUCAGCAGGUCGACCCCUUCUUCAGGCCGCAGCAACAGCAGAUCCAGGGUCACCUGCCCCAGUCACAGCAGGGCUCUCAGGAGCACUUAGGCCCCCAAGAAAACCCUCGGUCCAGGGGUGGAGGGCCCGUGGACUCUCCUCUCUUCUCCCCGCCCCACACCACCCACUAUGGAGACCCAUUCCGCGGCCAGCAGCAGGGGAUGGGGCGUCCAGAAUACGGUUCCUCCCCUUCCCAGGUGUCCUCGCCUUCUGGGAUGGGACAGGGGCAAUACAGGGCUGAUGUGAGCGGAGGACCCUCUCCCCGCUCCUCCUCCACGGGACGCCAGGACCUGAGUAACACGGGCUCCCCUGCAGGAAUGCUGGACUCGGGGGAUGGCUUGUUUAAGGCUCCCAUGACGCCACGGAUGCACCAAGGAGAGGGUGGGGUGUUACUCCAUCCCGGAGCCUCACCCCAUCCCGGAGCCUCACCCAACCACCCCUCUGAGGUCUACCGCCAGUCCCCCUCCACCCCGUUCCAGGACCCCUAUGCCCAGCCUCCCCUCACCCCCAGGCCCCAGUCUGGGGACAGCUGCUCCCCCCUCCCCCAGCAGAGGCACCCCCAGGCUCAGCAGGAAUCCUGCCCCAGGAUCCCCUCCAGCCCCCAGUCCCAGGUCAGCUCCCUCUCCCCCCUCACUCCUGGAGCCCCCUCCAACGACGCAUUCUCUGUCCAGUCCCCGGCUUCCACCUCCCGCUUCCAGUCCCCUGACCCUUACUCCCGGCCCCCCUCGCGCCCCCAUUCCAGGGACCCCUUCACUGCUCUGCACAAGCCCCCCCGGCCCACCUCCACUGCUCCAGAGGGCACACCCAGCUACAGAGGCUCACCUCACCCCAACCAGCCUCCCUCACUCCCCCCGUCGUCCACCCCUGUGGGGGACCCUCUCUCUGGGAAACCCUCUGGGCCGCCUGGGUUCAGCCGUGGCCCCAACAUAGCCUAUCAGAUGGCCCAGCAGCAGCAACAACAACAACUCCUUCAUCAACAGCAACAACAACAACUCCAACAACAACUCCAACAACAGACCAUAGGUGCUGACUUCCACUCCAGGAUGCCCCCCCAGCAGGACCCCAUAGCCCCCUGCCCCCCAGAUGCACCUCACCCCCCGGGGGCUAUGCCCGGUGCCCAGGAGAUGCCCGACAUGUCAGCGGUUCAGGAUCCUUCACUACUGGGCCUCAGCCCUUCUGAGUUGGAGAAGCACAGACAGCGACAGAAACUGAGGGAGUUUUUGAUUCGGCAGCAGAUGCAGCGAAACUCAAUCCGGCAGGAGAAAGAGGCCGCCGCAACCAGCAGUGCCACCCCUGGCUGGCCUGGAGGAGACAUGGCAGCCUAUCAGCAAGACAAAGCCCACCGUGCUCCACCACCCUACCCACAGGACCGUGCCGCCACUGCUGCUGGUGCCCAGGCAGCAUUGGCAGGGAAGAUGCCCCUUACUGUGUGUCCCAUGGAUGGUGGCCGUCCGCCACCCCCAGGGACCCCUGCUAUGAUGGACCCCAACCAGCUCAGACAACCAGGGCCCCCCAACCCCCAGGGCAUGUAUGGUCGUCCUCAGUUCCCUGGCCAGUGGCAGCAGGGCCCAGGUCCCCGUCGCUUCCCUCAGCCUGGCAUGGAGGGUGUGGGCCCCAGGCAGCACCUCAACGCUCCCCUCAACAUCCAACAGGCCAUGCAGCAGGGUAUGGCUAACCCCCGUGGCCUGGUGCCUGGCCCUGGAGGGGAACCCAUGCAGUCCGGGAUGGACCCCGGAGGACCCCCACCACAGUUCAUUGAGCUGAGGCACAACUCCCAGAGGCUGCCCGUGGGGACCCAGAUUCUCCAACGAGGGCCCCAGCAACGGCCGCGCCUCUACAUCCCCCAGCAGCAGGAAAUGGCCCCCGGCCAGUUUGUUCAGCAUCCGAUGCCUCAGGGUAUGGACUCUCAGACAGAGGGGGUCAGAGACUCACAGCUGGGGCUACAGCGAGGUAGUAUGGGUCUAUUACUGCCCCAGCAGAGCACUGGCCCCUCACAGCAGCAACAACAACAACUCCAUCUCCAAUCCCAGACAGGUACUCCUCAGACCCCUAACACUCCCAGCUCUCACUCUGGGCAGCAGCACCAGCCUCCCCAGACCUCCACAGAGGCCCAGGCUGGAGCUCCAGAUGACCCUAGUGUUGACGACCUGGAGGACCCGUUUGCCCCAAAAGGGCUAGGGGAUGCCCCCGGAGAUGGAGGAGUGGAAGAUGAGGAUGACCUGGCUCUGGAUCUAGACCCUGAUAAGGGUGAUGACGACCUGGGUAACCUUGACAACCUGGAAACCACGGACCCGCACCUAGACGACUUACUCAACAGUGACGAGUUUGACCUGCUGGCUUAUACGGACCCCGAGCUGGACCAAGGGGACCCCAAGGAUGUUUUCUCGGACCAGUUGCGGUUGGUGGAAGCAGAGGGUGAAACUCCAGGUACCUCUGGGGCUCAGGACAGCAAAGUGGAACAGAAACCAAAAGUGGAGCAAAACCCAACCCCAAACACAGGGGGCGCCAUUUCCUCCACAACUCUCCAUCCCUCCUCCUCGGAGUCUACCGUCACCUCCAGGAUAAAGCUGGAGCCAGGCCAAGUGGUGGUGAAGGAUGAGAUGGGAGAUGCUGUCUCCAUGCUCCUUCAAAGAAACAAACCCACCACCCAACCAGAGAACCAGGGUGCUUCACUGAACUCUGUGCGUUUAGGAGGGCUCCCAUACCCUCUGCCGGGUCAGGCUGAUUCCUUAUCCUCCAUGGGGGAGGACCCCCUGGGGCUGCCUGACGGAGGGGGACAGCAUUCCCCUGCCGUGGAUCUAGACAAAGUCGAGAGCUCCCUGGAAGCCAGUGAGCUUCCCUUGCUGAUCCAGGACCUGCUGGAGCACGAGAAGAAGGAGCUCCAGAAACAGCAACAGCAGCAGCUCAGCUCCCUCCACCAGGGGGUGAUGGGAGGGCACAUGGGAGGCCACCCCAACCCCCAGGGGGGUCCUGGACAUAUCAUGCUGCCCCAGCACCACCGCCCCCCACCCCAGGGCAUGAUGGGACAGCCAGGUAUGGUGCCACGCCCUCCACACCUUUUGCAGCAGCAAAGGCUCAUGGGACAACCUGGGAUGACGCCGCAGCACAUGGCUGCCAUGGCUCAGCAACAAGGAAUAAUGAGGGUGGGGCAACCUGGAGGUAUUCAUCCAGGACUCAACCCUCAGCAGCAACAGAUGGUCAAACAGUCAGCUCUGGCUAAUAACUUCUUCCCUGAUAAAGAUCUAGACAAGUUUGUGACGGACGACAUCAUGGAUCCCAUCGUCAAGGCGAAGAUGGUGGCACUGAAGGGCAUCAAGAGAGUGUUGGCACAGGACCCAAUGGGGGUUCCCUCUGGCAUCAACAGGCAACAGGUCUCUCUGUUGGCCCAGAGACUAGCUUCAGGAACAGGAGACCCACAGGGUCAACUCGUGUCUGGCCCAUCUAAGGAAGGGGAAAGCAGUGAUCCAACACAAUCAAGACCCAACCCUCCCCAGUUUGUACAAGGGAUCAUCAACGAUGCGGAACAACACCAGUAUGAGGAGUGGCUCCUGCACACCCAGCAGCUGCUGCAGAUGCAGCUCAAGUUCCUGGAGGAGCAGAUCGGAGCUCAGCGCAAGUCCCGCAAGGCUCUGUGUGCCAAGCAGCGCACUGCCAAGAAGGCAGGCCGCGAGUUCGCCGAGGCUGACGCAGAGAAACUCAAACUGGUCACUGAGGAGCAGAGCAAGAUCCAGAAACAGCUGGACCAGGUGCGAAAGCAGCAGAAGGAACACACCAACCUGAUUGCAGAGUACAGGAGCAAGCAGCAGCAGCACCAGCAGUGCUCUGGUCUCCUGGCCCCAGGGCCCUCUACCCAGGUGCCCCACACACUCUCCAAGAUGCCUGGGCAGAUGAUGGGCCAGCAAGGAGCUCCCGUGAUGAGCCAACCUCCAGGAAUCAUGCCCCAGGGAAUCAUGCCCCAGGGAGGGAUGCCCGUCCGAAUGCCCCCUCAGGGGCAGCCGUUCCUGGGAGGAGGCCAGCCCCAGCACCUUGGAGCUCUGGGAGUCAGACCCCCUGGUCCUCCUGGUGGUCCUCCCGCAGCAUUCUUCCCCCAGGGUCCAGGAGGAGUCCAAGGAGCAGACCCAAGACUUAUCCAGGAGAGACAACACAGGAUGCAGAUGAUCCAGAAACUACAACAGCAGCAGCAACAACAGGCGACGAUGCAAGGCCAGCAGCCCAUGCCACAUCCAGGUGGCCAACCAGGUAUGUUGCCACAACCACAGCCAGGCAUCAUGGGUAACCCUAUGAUGGGUCAACAACCAAACCUCCAACAGGGAAUGAUGCCCAACCAGGCCAUGGUGCCCCAGGUUACAGUAUCAGGCCAGGCUGUGGCCCAGCCACCGCAGACCCUGAUGGGAGGGCAGCCUAUGAACCAGCCUCUAGGCAUGACUGGGGCCCAGCCAGGUAUACAGCAGCAACAGAGGCCUCAGGUCAUGAUGGGCGAGCAGGGAGUAGGAGGACCCCCUCAGCACCAUGGACUCAGAGGACCCGGCCAGGCCCAGCUCACACCUCAACAACAAAUCCUGGCCCAGCGCAUGUUGGCGCAGCAGCAGCAACUGAAGCUACAGCAGCAGCAAUUGGCACAACAACAGCUCAGGCAACCAACACCACAGGGCUUCAUCAGCCAACCCAACCAGUCUCAAGACUCCCAGGGAGGACUCUCUCAACCUGCCACCCCAGGUCAAAUGGGGUCUUCUCCCGCUUCAGCAGGGGGGAGCACUCGGGUCACCCCUCAACCAGCUGAGGGGCUGCAGCAUGGGGAGGGUGGCAUCCUUAGCCCUAUCUCUAGGACCCCUCCACAGCAGGGUGGACCUGGACCUUCAAUCCCGGGCCAGAUGACCCAACCAGGGGCUGCUGGAGAGCAACAGGCGGCAGUGGGACAACAGCAGAAGUACAUGGCCCAGCAGCAGCAACAGCAACCGGCAUCACAGCAACAACAACAACCUCCUCAAAAUGCUCAAGCUGGACUUCAACAGCAAGCAGGUUACCAACAGGCUGGCAUGCAUCCCCAAGUACAACAGCAGCAACCACAGCAGCAACAGCAGCUUCAGCAACAACUCUCUCUACAGCGACAGAGCUCCCUCAAUGCUGAUGCCUCAAAGUCUGGUUUGGUCACCGUCAAGCAGGAAGGACAGCAGAUGUGUUACAUGGCCCAACAUCAACAGCAGCAACGACUACAACAACAGAAUCUUAUGCAGCAAGCACAGGACCCCAUUGGACAACAACCGCAACAACAACAACAUGACGGUAUGGGCCAGAUGCAGAAUGUGAUAGGUCAACAGAACCACCCUGGUCAGCCUCAGCCUGUCGCUGGUAUGCCAGGCCACCCUAGCCCCCAGCAACAGGCUCUCAUGGCCCAGCAGGCCCAGCAGCAGAAGCAGCAUGCCAUGAUGGGCAUGCUGAGAGCCCAGCAGCAGGUCAUGAUGCCUGGCCAGAGGCCUGGAGUUCCACCUGGUCAGAUAUGCAACCCAGUCAACAUCCAGGCUAUCAUAGCCCAGAACCCCCAGCUCCGACACCUCACCCCCAACCAGCAGAUACAGCACAUCCAGGCCAUGAUCCAACAGCGCCAGCUCCAACUGCAGCAACAACAACAGGGCCAGAUGCUGAGGCUCCAGGUGGGUCAGGGACAGCCAGGGCAGAUGAGACCCCAGGGGCCCCCAGGACCAGGGCAGCAGGUGGGACAGGUCCAGAGAAUGCCUGGAGGUCUGGAGGCCCAGCAGCAGCAGAUGCACUAUGGAGGAGCUCUGGGGAAACCAGUGGGAGUGGGUUCCCCGCAACAACCAGGGAUGAUGGGCCCCGGCCAACCACUGGGCGUGGUGACCCCUCAGAUGCAGCAGCAAGGGAUCAUGGGACCUGUAGUCCAACAGCAGCAGCCAGGAGCCUCGCCUCAGUAUGCCUUGAGUGUCCAGCAGCAGCAGAUGAUGCAGCAACAACAGGCCCAACAACACCAGAUGAGAGGCCAGGUGCCCAUGGCUCGCUCCCCCAUGGGGCAGGUACGUGCUGGGCCCCCCCAAGGCCACCACAUCAGGCCCAUGUCUCCCCGUCAGCCCCUGGCCAACUCCCCAGGAGACCCCCAACGCCACGCCAUGGCACAGGCGAUGGGGAUGCGUCAACCCAACCCAAACCAAGUCAUGCAACAACAACAGCUCCACAUGACUCAAAAACACUUCCAGGGCUCUCCCUCCCACCCAGGCUCCCCUGCAGGAUCCUCAGUCCAGAAACAGGAAGCAGGCAUGAGCCCAGCUACCCCAGGCACGCCACACUCCACCCACAUUGCCUCUCCGUCUGUAAUCGACGUGGCAGCUGGGAAAGGUAGUCCUUACAGUCAGAUCAAGCCCUCUCCUCUCAGGUCACCUGGAGCAACGAACAGUCCCCUGGACUACCCUGGGCUUAAGGCCGAAAGUGGCGACACAACCCAGAGCCAAGUCCCCCCGAAUGGGCUUUCGCCUCAGAAGGGUGAGAGUGGACCGCAGGUCCAACAGCAUCCACAACAGGGCUUAGUGAACCAGGGUGGUCCUCAACCUCCACCAGGCUCCAGAGAGGGAACUCUGUAUAAGAUGACCCUACAGAACAUCAAACAGGAGCCCAGAGAGUUGACCUGUGACAGGGAAGGAGGUGGUGGUCCUCACUCUGGGGCCAUCAAGAGGGAGGUGACUGGGGAGCCGGUUGGAGGGUUUGGUAACAGUGGUCCUGGACCAGGAGGGGACCCUGGAGCCCACGUCCCCAGGACUGAGACAGGACAACAGCUACUGCAGAAGCUCCUGAGGGCCAAAAAUCUGCAGCUGGCAGCUCAGAGGCCCUCUGAAGGCAUCCACAACGAGAUCAAUGGACACAUCAACAGCAAGCUGGCCAUGCUAGAGCAGAAACUACAGGGGACUCCACGCAAUAUGGAGGAUCUGCAGUCCAUCACAAAGAGGGCUCCUGUUGCUAAGGCAAAGCGCUCCAACAAGACUGGAGAACGAGCGCCCCAGUCCCGUAAGAAGAAGAAAGAGGAGGUUGGGAAGAGCACUGAAGCCCUGAUGAAACAUCUGAAACAGGGCCUUUCUCUCCUUCCCCUGAUGGAGCCCUCCAUCACUGCCAGUCUGGACCUGUUCGCCCCCUUCGGCAGUAGCCCAGCCAACGGCAAGGCCCUGCUCAAGGGCUCCUUUGGAAAUGCGUUACUAGGCAACAUCCCAGACUACUACUCUCAGCUGCUCACCAAGAGUAACCUCAGUAAUCCACCGACACCCCCAUCCUCCCUGCCCCCCACACCACCCCCCGCGAUGCAGCACAAAUUGCUCAACGGGACUACAGCUGUGGAGGAGCUGACUGAGGGACAGAAGGAGACCGAGACCACAGAGGACUCUAUGGAUUCUGUGACUGAGGAGGUGAAGAGUGUGGAUAUUUUAGCAGCGCUCCCCACCCCACCUCACAACCAGAACGAGGACAUCAGGAUGGAAAGUGAUGAGGACAGCGAUGCUCCAGAUAGUAUUGUCCCAGCGUCCUCUCCUGAGUGUGACUUAGGUGACGAGGUGCUACGCUUCCCUCGCCUCAGAGAACCCAAAGAGGAGGAGAUGGAGAGAACCAUCUCCCCUACCAUACCACUCAUCCCCCGCACUGCUGUCCCAGUGUUUCCAGAGAACAAGCCGUUUCAAGCAGUGGAUGGCAAGGCGGUGUCUACAACCAACCCCUGGGACAAAGCCAAGAGCAACGAGGUGGCUGUGACCUUCACACUGUCCUCCGCUGCAGCCAAGAAUCUGAACCAUGUGAUGGUGGUGGUGGCUCAGCUCCUCCACAUGCGGAUGCCUGGUUCCUAUGAGGUAGCUUUCUCUCCCAGCCCAGGCAGGGCAGGAGCUUCAGGACCAGGGAAAGAACCCGUACAAUCAGGUGCCCUGUGUGUGAAGACAGGUGAGCUAGACGGUAGUUCACCCAGCCAGAAUGCAGAGUGGCUGAGACAGUUUGAUGUUUCUCUGCCAGGCUGCACUCUGAAGAAACAGGUGGACAUCCUCUCACUCAUCAAACAGGAGUUGCCGGAACAGGAGGACAACCCGGUUCAGCACUGUUAUACAACUAACGUGUCUGACCUGGAUGUACACCACCUUCCCAUCAUCCCUGUUGAAGACUCCCCGCCCUCCUCUCCCUCUCCUCCACCUCCUGCCCCUGCUCUUACUAGUGAGCCUGAGACUGAGCCUCCAACCCAGCCAGCCUCCCCCUCCACCACCCAGCCAGCCUCCCCCUCCACCACCCAGCCAGCCUCCCCCUCCACCACCCAGCCAGCCUCCCCCUCCACCACCCAGCCAGCCUCCCCCUCCACCACCCAGCCAGCCUCCCCUCCACCACCCAGCCAGCCUCCCCCUCCACCACCCAGCCAGCCUCCCCUCCACCACCCAGCCAGCUUCCCCCUCCACCACCCAGCCAGCCUCCCCCUCCACCACCCAGCCAGCCUCCUACUCCACCACACAGCCAGCCUCUCCCUCUCAAGCUCCCUCCAGCCCUCCAGCCCCCAGCCCCAGGACACCCCCAACUCCCCCACCCCCAGCCUGGAGGUGAUCUCCCCCAAGGUGAAGCACCGCAGCAGGCCCCUCUCCCCCGACCCUGAGGAGAUUGUAGUCCGGCCCAAGGUGAAGAAGUGGAAGGGCCUCCGCUGGAAGCGUCUCCAGAUCGUCAUCACCAUCCGUAAAGGAGGCUCCAAGAAGGAGAGCAGCCGCGGGGUCUCAGAGCUCAUGGAGCGUCUCCGCAUCACCUUAAGACCUGACAAGCUGCCUCGGGACAAACGCAAGUGCUGCUUCUGCCACGAGGAGGGCGACGGCGCCACGGACGGCCCCGCCAGGCUCCUCAACAUCGACGUGGACCUGUGGGUUCAUCUCAACUGCGCCCUGUGGAGCACGGAGGUGUACGAGACGCAGGGAGGCGCUCUGAUGAACGUAGAAAUGGCAUUGAGGCGUGGGCUCCGCACCCGCUGUGCCUACUGCCAGAAGACUGGCGCUACCAACAGCUGCAACCGCCUGCGCUGCCCCAACGUCUACCACUUCGCGUGCGGCAUCCGGGCCCGCUGCAUGUUCUUCAGGGACAAGACCAUGCUGUGCACCCAACACAAACUAAAAGGACCCAGCGAGGAGGAGCUGACGGGCUUCACCGUGUUCCGGCGCGUCUACAUCGAGAGAGAUGAGGUCAAGCAGAUCGCCAGUAUCUUACAACGCGGCGACCGUAUACACCUGUUCCGCGUAGGCGGGCUCAUCUUCCACGCCGUAGGUCAGCUGCUGCCAUCUCAGAUGCAAGCCUUCCACUCCCCGACCGCCAUCUUCCCCGUGGGCUACGAGGCUACCAGGAUCUACUGGAGCACGCGGGUGCCUAACCGCCGGUGUCGGUAUCGUUGUCGUAUCAGUGAGACGGAGGGAAGGCCGCUGUUCGAGGUUCGGGUGCUGGAGCAUGGACAGGAGGACCUGCACUACCGCGACACCAGCCCAGAAGGUAUCUGGGACAGAGUGGUUCAGUCUGUAGCUAAGCUGAGAGAAGAGGCUGCCAUGCUGAAGCUGUUCACUGAUCACGUGAAGGGAGAGGAGAUGUACGGCCUCACUGUCCACGCCGUGCUGCGCAUCACUGAGUCGUUGCCUGGAGUGGAGAACUGCCAGAACUAUGUGUUCCGCUACGGUCGCCACCCUCUGAUGGAGCUGCCCCUCAUGAUCAACCCCACCGGCUGCGCCCGCUCCGAACCCAAGAUCCUCACACACUGCAAGAGGCCUCACACCCUGAACAGUACGUCCAUGUCCAAGGCCUACCAGAGCACCUUCACCGGCGAGAUCAACACCCCCUACAGCAAGCAGUUUGUCCACUCCAAGUCCUCCCAGUACCGCCGUCUGAAGACAGAGUGGAAGAACAACGUCUACCUGGCCCGGUCCCAAAUCCAGGGCCUGGGGCUGUACGCUGCCAAGGACCUGGACAAACACACCAUGGUCAUCGAGUAUAUAGGAACCAUCAUCCGCAACGAGGUGGCCAACCGCCGCGAGAAGAUCUAUGAGGAACAGAACCGUGGGAUCUACAUGUUCCGCACCAACAACGAGCAUGUGAUCGAUGCCACUCUGACCGGCGGCCCUGCUCGCUAUGUCAACCACUCCUGUGCGCCCAACUGUGUUGCCGAGGUGGUGACAUUUGACAAAGAGGAUAAGAUCAUCAUCAUCUCCAGUCGCAGGAUCCCCAAGGGAGAAGAGCUGACGUACGACUAUCAGUUUGACUUUGAGGACGAUCAGCACAAGAUCCCUUGCCACUGCGGAGCCUGGAAUUGCCGAAAGUGGAUGAACUAAACUAACUGGGAGAAAUGGAGAGAUAUAAAGAUGGAUGGAACACUACUGCUGCGCCAAGGCCUUUAGAAUCUUUAGAACUACUUCUACUACCCAGUUCAUAAGCUGUUCCUAAACUGAUUGUAAGCUGUUCAUAAGCUGACGAACGAGGAGGGAAACAGACCUCCAAAACAAUAAAAGACUAAGAUGUUUGCAUUCACACCUGUAGCCAAAGGUUUGAAGAGCAUUAUGGAAUAAAAGCAAACAAACCACCUCUAUUGACAUCCAGCCGAAUGGUGGGACAAUCUUUUUGUGGAUGAACUGUGUCCUCUGCCAUAAGCAACUCUUUCCUCUAUCUACCUACCACUCCCCCUUCAAUAACUGGCUGGAAUACAAUCCUCUCUACAUCUACCAAAUGUUCUGAUUCUAUCUAUGUUAUAUCAAUACUCUCUUAGGGCAGACCUCACCUCACCUAGAGCUUUGAAGAAAGAAGCCAUUUUAAGUACUAUGAAAUAACUAAUGCAUUUUUUUAAAAGGCGGACCUAUCCUCCUUCUCCUGCACUCCCCCCUUCCUAACCCCCAAGGAAAAUACACUUUCCCAUCGUCAUUGGUGAAGAUUGACUUCCCAACGUGGAUAUUAUUGGCUAGCUAGACAAUCCUGAAGACAGUGGCUCUGAGUCUGUAGAGAAGAACUAUGUAUCUUUGAGAGGCAGAAGAAAAAAUGUAAGAUAAUAUAAAGUUGACCUGUGGCUCCAGAGGCACCAGACAGAAAGACAGGUGUUUUAUUAUUGUCCCAACUGACUAAAGGAGUUUAAAGGUGGGUUAGUUGGACCCCAGUCUACCUCAUUGAUCUAGUGGGAAGUGACUGCUUACUUUGUAUAAAAACUGUUAACUGCUACUGUGGAGGGGGGAGAGAAUGUUGUUUUCAUUAGGCUAAUAGUAUAGCCUUCUCAGACAAGCAGGGAAACUUAAACUAACACAGGUUUGCUCUUAUCUAUUCUAUGCUGAUGAUGAUUUUACAAUAAUGAGCCAACAAUAUUAUUAUUAUUAUUCAUUAAUGAUGUAUAGAGACAGAAGGAAUUAUAUGACCGUUUAUUGGUUAAGACAUCGCAUUAAGAUCAAUCACAAGCUUAACAGGUGUCGUUAAAUGACUCCUGAUCAUCCUUGAUUUUAUGUAGCUAUUUGUUUUGUUUUGCCAUUCUCUGCAUGUGGGAAUUGACACAAUAACAGCCACCCUUAUGUUGCUGAAGACUGAGGGGGAGAGAUUGGUGUGAAUGAUUGUUGCUUACACAGCUUCAGUAUCACAAGCAGGAACAAGUCUUUCGCAAGACGAUCAAGUCCAACUAACUAAUGAGUGAAGGAAAUGUAAUGUACGCUUGCUGCUUCAUACCUUCAGGUCACACGUUAAGCAGAAAGCUUGCUAGGAAUGAUGCAAGACUAGACUACUAUCCCAUUUGUUUUUCACCUUUUAGUCCUUCAAAUUCCAUCUGCAUUUUGAUAUUUUCUUUUCUCGAAUGACGUCACCCAUGAAUCUAGUCUCUUCCUCUCUUUAUCAUGUAGUGGACAGUCGUAAACGUUACUGUAGUGAGUCUUUCUCUGCCUGACCACACCACAGCUAGGUGUAUUUUUAAAGAUCCCUUUAUUGUGGUUUUCUAGUGGUAGUACCGUCUUCUAUACUGGAGGCUUGAAGCAAUGGCAGGCGAAGACUUGUAAAAAAUAAAUAAAGGGCAUUUCUUUUUUUAUGAAAGUAAAUUAAUAACAAAGUAAAUCUUUAAAGUGUGUGUG
Coregonus clupeaformis (lake whitefish) is the source of this 18308-nucleotide messenger RNA. RefSeq names its product histone-lysine N-methyltransferase 2D. The transcript is spliced from 50 exons. Lineage: Eukaryota; Metazoa; Chordata; Actinopteri; Salmoniformes; Salmonidae. The coding region runs from base 1005 to 16547 and encodes 5180 amino acids. Gene Ontology annotation, molecular function: histone binding; transcription coactivator activity; histone H3K4 methyltransferase activity. Gene Ontology annotation, biological process: positive regulation of transcription by RNA polymerase II. Gene Ontology annotation, cellular component: nucleus; MLL3/4 complex. The record is from RefSeq and is a predicted model, not a curated record.